GUCCGGGUACGUCUAUGUGGUGAGGAGUGGGACCUUUGUCGUGCACCAACACCACGAUGGAUGACUAUCCGAUGUAUGGGCUACUUGUUGGGUUCUCCCUCUGGGGGACCCUUUGGCGUCUCCUCUUUCCUCUGGGCUUUUGGCCCACUUUCACGUGUAGAGUAGGGCCCACUCGUGGUCGUACUUCCACCAACCCCUACACGAAGGAGGAGGAGGACAAGAUGGCCAUCAUUCUGCAGGAGAAGAAGGAGAAAAAGGAGGCCAAGAAGAAGGCCUUGAAGGAGGAGCAAGCGGCCAAACUGAAGAAGAUAGAGGAAGAGAUGGCCAAAGAGAAGGAGAGGAUACAGAAAGAAGAAGAAGAGAAGUUGAAAGAGGUGGRAGAGGAGGAAGAAGAUGAAACGCCAUUGCAGAGGAAGAGGGUGCAGUACAGUGGUAGUAGGGAUGAAGAGAUGGAGAAGCGAAUCUCCGAGUGGGUCGCCAACUUAUCCCUGGGCGAAGAAGAAGAGGUGGCGAUGUAUAUCUCUAAAGAUGAUCAGGAAGCCGCUAUGAGAGCUUGGGAAGCAGAAAAGGAUGUUGUGAAGCGGCAGGCAUUGGAAGACGAAAAGAGGAUGGAGUGGAAGUUGGCAGUGAUGAGGGAGAAGAAGAGGAGAGUGGACGCGGCAGCGGAGGCGGCAGAAGAAUUAGAGGAAGUAAAGAAUAUAGAAGAGCAACUGGCCGCCCAGACCGAACUCCCAGCGCAAAUGCGAGUCAUGGCCCGAAACGUUGCACGCCUGGCACGAAUUCAGGCGGAGCAAUAUGAUUUUAGUAGGAGUCAACACAUARCUGUGCGUUCCAUAAAGUUGGGGUUUCAAGACUUUGCGCGUGAGCUGGUAGGCGCUAUAGGGACCGAGGUGGGUCACCGCCUCGACAAGACUGAGCGGUUCUGUGUCGGCGCCAUUGAGGGCGUCAAAGCGGCAGCUCCCAAGGAGGAGGAGGCACGUCCUCCUCGUCGGGAACCGGUCAAAGUCAAAUUCCCUGGUUCCUACAGUGGAAAAAGGGAAGAGAACUUCGACAAUUGGGAGGCCAAUGUCAAGACCUAUGUGCAUCUGCAACAGGUCUCCCCGGAUCAGCAGGUUCUGAUUGCGAUUCACGCGCUCAGAGAUGAAGCCGCCAGCUUUGCAAGGUCCCUAGCUCGCACUGCCAAUUGCAGCGAUGACCCCGUUGCGUACUCCUCGUCCACUUCCCUCACUGAGUUCUUGAAGCUGUUGCGCGAGAGGUUCGCCGAUGUCGCCCGUAGCAUUAAGGCCUCAGACAGGCUGCAGACGAUCCACGCUCGUAAGUGGAAGAGUGCCAGGGCACUUAAGAGUACCAUGGACGAACUGGUAGCUGUCCCUGACCACGGAGUUACAGACACCCAAUUGGUUGGCCUCUUUUAUCGGGCUAUACCCGAAGCCCUCCGAGGGCAUUUCUUCGCAAAGAGCGAAGACCCUGCCACUACAUACGAUUCCCUUAGUCGCSAAGUAGUGGCUUUUGAAGCYAAGUCUKYGUCUGUGUCCACUUUCUGGCACAAGGACUUGGACAAGGGUAAGCAAUGGAAGGGCCGCACUAUCUCAGGGCAAGUAAAGACCAAGGACAACCUUGWCYUMAYCUUAGAUGAGGGUAGUGUGGAUGAGAUCCCCUACGACCAGAUUGAGUGGGGGUUAGAGGAGGAGGACAGCGGUGUGGGCCAAGGGAGAUCUUACGCUGCUGUCGCGGCUGGAGGGAGGCCGCAAGGAGGAAGAGGCCAGGGCCAAGGGGACCGGGCCUUAGGAAGUCGAUUUCAGGGCGAUCAGGGGGUUGGUGGCAGAGGAGGAAACCGCCAAGCGGGAGGCAGGGGUCWAGGUCCCCCGCAAAACCGUCCUAGGAAUAGGUCUCCCUAUAGAAUAGGAGGAUGGCACCCARGGCUACCUCAGGGCCGGUGUCUAGACAGCUGUCCAGAGACUGCUUGUGUCAGGGUCUCUUUAGACACCUCCCUCACAGGCGUGGCCGAAGAAUUGAAGGAGAGGAUGCCCGCCUGGGCCAAGAUGAAGAAGGAGAAUAAAGGGCAGCUUAUAUUGCUAGAUACAGAGAUUUUUAGAAGUAGAGUAGGGGCCCUAGUAGAUUCAAGGGCUACCCGCAGCUAUAUUAGUAGGAAGGCGCUGCAGAAGUUGAAGCUGGGGCUUAAAGUCCAAAAGCUAGCAGAUCCCAUAGUUAGUAUCCUCGCAGACAAUCGUACUAUGGUUGUAGAGGAGUAUGUAGAGGGAGUCCAGGCGUAUUUCCGCCUAGAGAAGGAUGGGAAGGUGGAGAAAGUUCUCCAUUCCCUGACUCUCCUCGUAGAAGACAACCUCCCAUUCGACAUUGUCCUGGGAAUGGAUUGGGGAGAGGCAGUCGGGGCCACGCUCCAUUUGAAGGAGCACGAGUGUAGGCUCCCUAGUUCUUCAGGCGAGGCUAGGACUGCCCGCCUGUUCCAUGUGUCAGGCGUAGAGAAUUCCUUGGCACAUUGUUGCCUGAGCGCGCCCGCAUUCGCCAGAUUGGUGAAGAAGGAGAAAUUGGAGGAACAGGUCUUUGUCGCCUAUAUUAGGCCAGUGACUGAGCCUAAGGAAGAGAAGCCCGUAGACCCUACUAUUGCUAAAUUGCUGGAAGAGUUUAAGGAUUUAACUAAGCCGCCGACAGGCACGGUGCCGCGGCCCAUCCAGCACCAUAUUGAGAUAGAGCCUGGCAGGAGAACUCCUAAGGGUGCUGUAUAUAGGAUGUCCCCGCGGGAGUUAGAGGAGCUAUGGAAGCAGUUGGACAAGCUCCUCGAAAAGGGUUGGAUUAGGCCCAGUUCGUCUCCUUUUGGAGCCCCUGUUCUCUUUGUCCCUAAGAAAGAGGGAGAGCUGAGGAUGUGUAUAGACUAUAGGGGUCUGAAUGCUAUUACAGUAAAGAAUGCUGAGCCACUGCCUAGGAUAGACGAUCUCUUAGAUCGAGUGCAGGGGGCCAAGUACUUCUCUAAGAUAGACUUAAAGUCCGGAUACCAUCAGAUAAACUUAAAGUCCGGAUACCAUCAGAUAGAGGUACAUCCUGAUGAUCAGUAUAAGACAGCCUUCCGGACUAGGUACGGGCACUAUGAGCUUAUAGUGAUGCCCUUUGGACUAACCAAUGCGCCAGCUACGUUCCAGCGUUGUAUGAACGAUUUGUUUAGGCCAUGGUUAGAUAGAUUUGUUGUAGUGCACCUAGAUGACAUUCUAGUGUUUAGUAAGACCCUCGACGAGCAUCAGGAUCAUCUCAGGCAGGUCUUGGAGAAGCUGAGAGAAGCUAACUUCAAGAUCAAUGCGAAGAAGUGCGAUUGGGCGAAGACCCAAGUUUUGUAUCUAGGCCACAUCUUAGACGGAGACGACGUUAAGCCAGAAGAUAGCAAGAUCGCAGCGAUUAGAGAUUGGCCCACGCCACUGUUACAGCAAGACGAUGGCAAUGGCUAUAGACCCGUAGAGUUCAUGUCCGCUAGGAUGCCUUCAGAGAAGGUUGCGACAUCUACCUUUGAGAGGGAACUCUACGCUCUCAGGCAAGCAUUAGACCACUGGAAGCACUACUUGCUUGGGAGGCACUUCAAAGUCUAUUCGGACCAUGAAACGUUACGAUGGUUAAAGACCCAGGCCAAGAUGACACCUAAGCUUACUGGGUGGGCCACAGAGAUAGAUCAGUACGACUUCGAGCUCAAGCCUGUUAAAGGGAAGUACAAUGUAGUCGCGGAUGCUUUGAGUAGGACACCAGAUUACUUUGGGGCAAUAGUACAUUGCCUCGAUAUAGGAAAGGAUCUGCAGCAGAAGGUUAGAGAAGCCUACGCGCAGGACCCUAUCUAUAGUGAGCUCCUCACGCGAGUCAAGGAGGCCCCAGAGACCGAGCCGAAUUACCGCACUACUGAAGGGCUACUCUUCGAGAAGACUAAUGUAUUUGACCGCCUGUGCAUUCCCAAUAGCGAAGACAUCCGUAGUUUGAUUUUGGGGGAAUGCCACGACACAGAGGGUCAUUUCGGUUGGCAAAAGACCUUAGCCAAUCUGAUGCGCGCGUAUACCUGGCCGGGAAUGAAGAAUGACUGCGUAGAGUAUGUUCGCAGUUGUAAAGUCUGCCAGCGUAACAAGUCUUCUACGCGUGCCCCGUUAGGUCUUCUCAGCCCCUUGCCCAUUCCGGACCAACCGGGAGACUCAGUGUCUAUCGACUUCAUGGAUACCCAAGUCUAGAGUAGACAUGGYAAGAGCCAAGUCAUGGUCAUAGUUGACCGCUUUAGCAAGUACGCAGUUUUUGUUCCUUUGCCUUCAGAGGCGCGUACCGACUUAGUAAUACAGAGRUUUUUUGACURUUGGGUUAGUGAGAAUGGGAUUCCACUGUCUAUAGUUAGCGAUAGAGAUAGUCGCUUCACUAGCCAGAACUGGCAAGAACUCAUGGGAGUAUACGGAUCUAAGUUGUUGAUGUCGUCCGGCCGUCAUCCAGAGACUAACGGUCAGACAGAGCAAAUGAACAAAAUCCUACAGCAAGU
Messenger RNA from Chara braunii, 4510 nucleotides. The record is from the annotation of a GenBank genome assembly. Lineage: Eukaryota; Viridiplantae; Streptophyta; Charophyceae; Charales; Characeae.